Molecule: messenger RNA, 2426 nt
Organism: Oncorhynchus keta (chum salmon)
Lineage: Eukaryota; Metazoa; Chordata; Actinopteri; Salmoniformes; Salmonidae
Exons: 3
Coding region: 1-1821 (606 amino acids)
Source: RefSeq, a predicted model, not a curated record
AUGUCACCGCAACAAACCCCAGUGUCAGCACAUGAAUCUAACAACACAGGACCACUACAUCAUCAUGAUGUGAGGGUCCUAGAGCUGAGACAGGGUGGGGUUCUGGCCUGGGCCCAUCUAAAUGUGAGGGUCCUAGAGCUGAGACAGGGUGGGGUUCUGGCCUGGGCCCAUCUAAAUGUGAGGGUCCUAGAGCUGAGACAGGGUGUGGUUCUGGCCUGGGCCCAUCUAAAUGUGAGGGUCCUAGAGCUGAGACAGGGUGGGGUUCUGGCCUGGGCCCAUCUAAAUGUGAGGGUCCUAGAGCUGAGACAGGGUGUGGUUCUGGCCUGGGCCCAUCUAAAUGUGAGGGUCCUAGAGCUGAGACAGGGUGGGGUUCUGGCCUGGGCCCAUCUAAAUGUGAGGGUCCUAGAGCUGAGACAGGGUGUGGUUCUGGCCUGGGCCCAUCUAAAUGUGAGGGUCCUAGAGCUGAGACAGGGUGUGGUUCUGGCCUGGGCCCAUCUAAAUGUGAGGGUCCUAGAGCUGAGACAGGGUGUGGUUCUGGCCUGGGCCCAUCUAAAUGUGAGGGUCCUAGAGCUGAGACAGGGUGUGGUUCUGGCCUGGGCCCAUCUAAAUGUGAGGGUCCUAGAGCUGAGACAGGGUGUGGUUCUGGCCUGGGCCCAUCUAAAUGUGAGGGUCCUAGAGCUGAGACAGGGUGUGGUUCUGGCCUGGGCCCAUCUAAAUGUGAGGGUCCUAGAGCUGAGACAGGAUGAGGUUCUGGCCUGGGCCCAUCUAAAUGUGAGGGUCCUAGAGCUGAGACAUGGUGAGGUUCUGACCUGGGCCCAUCUAAAUGUGAGGGUCCUAGAGCUGAGACAGGGUGUGGUUCUGGCCUGGGCCCAUCUAAAUGUGAGGGUCCUAGAGCUGAGACAGGGUGUGGUUCUGGCCUGGGCCCAUCUAAAUGUGAGGGUCCUAGAGCUGAGACAGGGUGUGGUUCUGGCCUGGGCCCAUCUAAAUGUGAGGGUCCUAGAGCUGAGACAGGGUGGGGUUCUGGCCUGGGCCCAUCUAAAUGUGAGGGUCCUAGAGCUGAGACAGGGUGUGGUUCUGGCCUGGGCCCAUCUAAAUGUGAGGGUCCUAGAGCUGAGACAGGGUGUGGUUCUGGCCUGGGCCCAUCUAAAUGUGAGGGUCCUAGAGCUGAGACAGGGUGUGGUUCUGGCCUGGGCCCAUCUAAAUGUGAGGGUCCUAGAGCUGAGACAGGGUGUGGUUCUGGCCUGGGCCCAUCUAAAUGUGAGGGUCCUAGAGCUGAGACAGGGUGUGGUUCUGGCCUGGGCCCAUCUAAAUGUGAGGGUCCUAGAGCUGAGACAGGAUGAGGUUCUGGCCUGGGCCCAUCUAAAUGUGAGGGUCCUAGAGCUGAGACAGGGUGUGUUUCUGGCCUGGGCCCAUCUAAAUGUGAGGGUCCUAGAGCUGAGACAGGGUGUGGUUCUGGCCUGGGCCCAUCUAAAUGUGAGGGUCCUAGAGCUGAGACAGGGUGUGGUUCUGGCCUGGGCCCAUCUAAAUGUGAGGGUCCUAGAGCUGAGACAUGGUGGGGUUCUGGCCUGGGCCCAUCGAAAUGUGAGGGUCCUAGAACUGAGACAUGGUGGGGUUCUGGCCUGGGCCCAUCUAAAUGUGAGGGUCCUAGAACUGAGACAGGGAUGUGGCAGAGCAGGUGACCUGGUGGUUGGCCUCCUGAAAGAUACAGUCUCCACACGGGUUGUGUUUCAGUCUCCACACGGGUUGUGUUUCAGUCUCCACACGGGUUGUGUUUCAGUCUCCACACGGGUUGUGUUUCAGUCUCCACACGGGUUGUGUUAGUCUCCACACGGGUUGUGUUUCAGUCUACACUAACCCUUGACCAUGUGGGCCCUGUUAAAACAUAACGCUCUGAGGCUCUCAACCCCACAUGGACUAGUCAUCUCAGAGGAGGUCCAGACUCUCAACCCCACAUGGACUAGUCAUCUCAGAGGAGGUCCAGACUCUCAACCCCACGUGGACUAGUCAUCUCAGAGGAGGUCCAGACUCUCAACCCCACAUGGACUAGUCAUCUCAGAGGUCCAGACUCUCAACCCCACGUGGACUAGUCAUCUCAGAGGUCCAGACUCUCAACCCCACAUGGACUAGUCAUCUCAGAGGAGGUCCAGACUCUCAACCCCACGUGGACUAGUCAUCUCAGAGGAGGUCCAGACUCUCAACCCCACGUGGACUAGUCAUCUCAGAGGAGGUCCAGACUCUCAACCCCACAUGGACUAGUCAUCUCAGAGGAGGUCCAGACUCUCAACCCCACGUGGACUAGUCAUCUCAGAGGAGGUCCAGACUCUCAACCCCACAUGGACUAGUCAUCUCAGAGGUCCAGACUCUCAACCCCACGUGGACUAGUCAUCUCAGAGGUCCAGACUCUCAACCCCACAUGGACUAGUCAU